Messenger RNA from Rhizophagus irregularis DAOM 181602=DAOM 197198, 795 nucleotides. RefSeq lists its product as uncharacterized. Gene Ontology annotation, cellular component: kinetochore. Gene Ontology annotation, molecular function: nucleic acid binding. The record is from RefSeq and is a predicted model, not a curated record. Lineage: Eukaryota; Fungi; Glomeromycota; Glomeromycetes; Glomerales; Glomeraceae.
AUGUCUGAUUCAGAUCCAGACGAUUAUAUGUCAUCAAAAUUUCUGACCGAACCACCACCUGAACCUUCACACUCUCUAACCUAUGCAGAACGGCGUCGCCGGAAACAAUUAUUAAAUAAAAGUUAUAAUAAACCUCGUCGUGAACUUGAGAACGAUUAUCGUGAGCAAGCUCUCGCUAAACGAAUUGAUACCGAAGAAAAUGAAUCUCCGGGAUUGAAAUUACUAAAAAAGAUGGGUUACGAACAGGGUAAAGGUUUAGGCAAUAGCGGAAGGACGGAACCCAUAAAGUUCGAACUGAAACAAGACAAACUCGGUCUAGGUAUGGCCACUGAAAUAAAACAUAAGGCUCAAGCUGAACUUGCCAAAGUUGCAAAACGGGCAAAAUUUGAAGAAGAUUCGUUUCGUGAACGUGUUCGUCAAGAAAAUCUCGAGAAACGCGUCGAAGGACAGCUCAGGAAGCUGCAAAAUAUAUGUGAGACAUUGGACACUAAACAUGGAAUUGAGGAUAAUAUUUAUUGGCAACAUGAGGAGACAGCGGAUAAUGAGAUAAAAAAUAACAAUAAUGAUGAAAUAUUAUUUGAAGAACAAGUAGUAGAAGACGAUGAAGGUGAAAAAGUGCAAUUUCAAAAAGAGAGACAAGAAUUUGAAGAUCUUAAACCUUCAGAAAAAUUAGAUCGUAUUUUUAGAUAUUUGCGUGAAACGUAUUAUUAUUGCUUUUGGUGUGGAUGUGAAUAUGGUAGUGCUGAAGAAAUUGAUCAGGAAUGCCCCGGUUAUGAAGAGGAAGAUCAUGAUUAG